CGCCUUCCAUACGUACCUGCAACGAAAAGGCCUCAAGAUUUUGCUCCACGCAAGUGAAACGAGGAGGCGAGUAGCGAGUAUCAGGGGAAUUAUCAGACGACAUUUUAUAAUCGACGAAAAAUGUUUGCGAGUGUUGUCAGGAGUGUCACGAGGCGUUCGUUCUCAACGUCCAGAUGGGCAGCUGCACAGCAGAUGACAGUAAGAGAUGCAUUAAAUUCUGCCAUAGAUGAAGAGAUGCAGAGGGAUGAUAGAGUUUUUAUUAUGGGUGAAGAAGUAGCUUUGUAUGAUGGAGCUUACAAAGUUUCCCGAGGUCUUUUGAAAAAAUAUGGAGAGAACCGAGUUAUUGAUACGCCUAUUACUGAAGCUGGCUUUUGUGGUAUGGCAGUUGGUGCAGCUAUGGGUGGCUUAAGACCAAUUUGCGAAUUUAUGACAUUUAAUUUUGCAAUGCAAGCAAUUGAUCAAAUAAUUAAUUCUGCUGCCAAAACCUAUUAUAUGUCUGCAGGGAAAAUUAAUGUUCCCAUAGUUUUUCGUGGACCAAAUGGGGCAGCCGCUGGUGUAGCAGCUCAACAUUCACAAUGCUAUGGUGCUUGGUUUGCUCAUUGUCCAGGUUUAAAGGUUGUCUCUCCAUACAAUAGCGAAGAUUGUAAGGGUUUACUUAAGGCUGCCAUUCGAGAUCCUGAUCCAGUUGUAUUUUUAGAGAAUGAACUACUUUAUGGUGUUCAGUAUCCUAUGUCUGAUGAAGCACUAACAAAAGAUUUCGUCCUGCCUAUUGGAAAGGCAAAAGUUGAACGUGUUGGUAAGCAUAUAACACUGGUAGCACAUUCCAAAGCAGUUGAAUUAGCACUGGAAGCUGCUAAUGAAUUGGCUGGUAAGGGUAUAGAAGCAGAAGUUAUAAAUCUUAGAUCAUUAAGGCCACUUGACAUGGAUACUAUUGCUCAAUCAGUUGUUAAAACUAAUCAUCUUAUUAGUAUUGAGCAAGGUUGGCCUCAAUGUGGUAUUGGUGCUGAAAUUUCUGCAAGAAUUAUGGAAAGUGAAGCCUUUUAUUAUCUCGAAUCGCCAGUAAUUCGUAUAACAGGUGUAGAUACACCUAUGCCUUACGCUAAAAGCUUAGAACAAAAAGCAUUGCCAGUACCAUCAGAUAUAGUUGAUGUGACAAACAGAUUACUUGGACUUUCACAGUAAUCAUAAUAUGGUGCAAUUUUAGGAACAAUCAUCCUUCAUUAUUUUAAACUCACCCCUUUAUUUGAAAUCAAUCCUUUUAAUUAAUUCUUUAGAUACG
Molecule: messenger RNA, 1279 nt
Organism: Ceratosolen solmsi marchali
Lineage: Eukaryota; Metazoa; Arthropoda; Insecta; Hymenoptera; Agaonidae
Gene: Pdhb
Product: Pyruvate dehydrogenase E1 beta subunit
Exons: 6
Coding region: 121-1182 (353 amino acids)
Biological process (GO): pyruvate decarboxylation to acetyl-CoA
Cellular component (GO): pyruvate dehydrogenase complex
Molecular function (GO): pyruvate dehydrogenase (acetyl-transferring) activity
Source: RefSeq, a predicted model, not a curated record